This is a messenger RNA of Lycium ferocissimum, 2410 nucleotides long. RefSeq lists its product as uncharacterized. Gene Ontology annotation, biological process: positive regulation of GTPase activity. Lineage: Eukaryota; Viridiplantae; Streptophyta; Magnoliopsida; Solanales; Solanaceae. The coding region runs from base 168 to 2198 and encodes 676 amino acids. Gene Ontology annotation, molecular function: GTPase activator activity. The transcript is spliced from 14 exons. The record is from RefSeq and is a predicted model, not a curated record.
UCAGUUUACAUUAUUUUAUUUAUCCACAAAAUGAUAAGCAUCUACACUCUAAACAAAUUGCUAGAAAUUUGACAAACGCGUAUGGACUCCCAAAUUAUUUGAUUUUAUUCCCUCCAAUAAAUCCAUCAAUCUUUUCUCUCUCUCUCAAUUUAUUUUUUCCUAAGAAAAUGGAGGCAUCAUUCGUAUCUAGAGCAAAAACUGCCUUCCAUUCAGCAGCUGCUAAAGCGGAGAAAGUUUUCACUGAUAUCAAAAAAUCUGAUCUCAUCAACGAUCCAGAUUUGGAUAAACAAUUGCCGGCGACGUCAACGAGUGAGAUUAUUACAGACGAUGAGGACGAGUCUAAUAAGGACGGAAAGAAUUCAAAGUGGAGACCUCCACCAAUAAAGGCAAAGCAGGACUGGCAGGAGAGGUUUAAGAACAUAAGAAUAGGCAAAAGAGGAACUGAGAGCACUGAUAAAGCUGAAAGUCCACAAAUGGCAUAUGCAAUUUUUGAUGAAAAUAUUUGCUUCACGAGUGAGAGAGAAUUACCUGAUUCAAAGGACUCUGAAUCAGGUUCGGCAACGGAAGAGUCAAACCUUUGGGACAGAGAUGUCAUUCCUCCAGCCGCUGUCAUGAAGCAAUUAGCUGUAGCUGUUGAGGCUGGAAAGAGGUGUAUUACAAUGAAAGACUUCCUAGCUUCAUCCAGAGGCUCCUCACCCAUGGAGAGGGCUAGCUUAAGCUUAUCAGCAGUGAAGUCAUUAGUGCUACGUGAUAAAGAUGACAAAUUUGCGGGUGAAUUUGGUGCAGAUGACAAAGUUUUGGCUCUUAUCAAUUUACUGCUAGAUGCAGAAGGACAUUUUCCUGGAAGGAAGGUAGAUUCUGCGAAUGCUUCAUCUUUGCCUAAGGAUAUUCAUGGUGCUCCUCCUGAGAGUUUUAUCGUUAAGCUUGCUGAUGUAACUGGACGUAUGAAAUCACUGCGGAAAAUGGCAUUAUUAUGGUGCAAAAUUGUUGCAGAAUUGAGGAGGCUGUGGUCUGAAGGACAAUAUAUCCCUGGCAUUCCUCCAGAUCAAAUUCCAGACCUAAAUUCGUGUCUUUUGUAUCAGCAAUUCCAGGUCAUUAACCGUUGCAUUUCCAGAAAAAAUCGACGCAUUGCAGCCACUGAAUCGUUGGAUUCGGUUGUCAGGCUAGCAAGUUCAAAUAAUGAUGUUCAUGUUGAUGAGGGCACUCUUCCUGCAACUCCCGUCUUGUACGCUAAAGUUAGCACAGGAGAAUUAAUUCUUCGGUUAGGAGUCGAUAGACGAUCUGAUUUAACAAUGCUGGAAACAGGUGAACCUAUAUACACGCCAGUGAUGCAGGAAGAACCUUUGCUAACAGAAGAUCUAAUCAAAGAAACAGAGGAGCUGGUGCUCCGAACAGGGAGUCUUGGAGCUGGGUGCUCUCAACUCCUGUCUGACAUGCAGGCUUUCAAGGCAGCAAACCCUGGGUGUAUAUUAGAAGAUUUCAUUAGAUGGCAUUCUCCUCCUGAUUGGAUGGAAUAUGAUGCAAAUGAUGAAAUUAAUGAAACCCUUGAUGCUAAUGACUCAUUGCCUGGAAGAGGCCAACUGAGUAGUCGAAUGCAGAAAGAAGGCAACUUGUGGCGCGAACUAUGGGAAACUGCAAAGCCACUGCCGGCUGUUAGACAAACUCCACUAUUUGAUGAGGAUUUGGCUGUGGAAAGUAUUCUGGAUAACUUAGAGGAUAUAUCGCCACAUGAGCUUUUCAAGCAGCUGUUUAUGUCUCUUCUGGGAUCAGGAUUUGUAGCUGCUGAAGCCACCCUUUCCAACAACUCAAAUUUAUCAAAGCUGUUCUGCGAUUGUAAAGAAUAUGUCAUUGUCACCUGUCAAAGAAGCAACUGGGUUGAGAAACUUGACGAGUUGUGCCAGGUCUACGAGACUGUAGAGACAAUGGUACUCAGUCCAGAUGAAGUCAUAAGGAUCACAUUUCAACCUGAAGAACCUACUGCUGUGCCCGCAAAUGAAUUAAAAAGUCGAUUCAAAAGGCUCAGUCUCAUUUUUGGUAACAAGGAUAAACCAUCACCGCAAGGCCAAAAGAACCAGGAGGAGAGUCCGUUACGCCAACCAUUCUCAUCGAUGUUUUCAAAGAAACCUCCCAAGCCUGGAAGUUCAUCUCCAGCUGAUAAACCUGUUACACCCGUUGAAAAUGACUGGACAAUUGUAUAAGAAGUGUUUUUUGUUCAUUAUGCAACUGUAAAUUCAUGUUACUAGUUUAGGCACAGAGACCCGAUGAAUAUCCCUACAUUGUGAGUUUCAGCUGAUGCUGGUGACGAAACGGUUAAUGUAAGAUUCUAUCAAAGAUUCUAGUGUAUCUGAUAUGAUGGGAGUCAUUUUUCAUGAAAAACAUUUUUCGGAAAUAUGUUUUUCAUGGAAAAACA